AUGGAAAUGGAAGUUAUGAUCCCUGCGAACGGCAUGGAUUUUGAUUUUAACAGUCCAAAUGUUAGUUUACCUUCUACGCCCAAGCGUAUUGGGGAAUUCUACUGCAGUGCUCCAACAAGUCCGACGCAUUUGGCUCAGUUAUAUCGUGAUUUUGAUAAUUUCUUGUUCAGCGGCGGCGGAGACUCGUCGGAGGCAAAACAUGGAAUUGACUGUCUCGAGCUUCCUCUCAUUCAGCACAAGCAGUUGCCUGAUUAUGAUAGACUUCCUUCUGUAUUGAGUGACACUGCAUUUGACUGGAUUGUCAUAACUUCACCUGAAGCUGGUCUGGUUUUUCUUGAUGCUUGGAAAGCUGCUGGAUCUCCAAAAGUUAAGGUUGGAGUGGUGGGAGCUGGUACAGCAAGUGUAUUUACUGAAGUUUCGCGGUCCUCAAAGCAAUAUCUCGAUGUUUCCUUUGCACCAUCUAAAGCAACUGGUAAGGUUCUUGCUUCAGAGCUUCCAAAGCAAGAGAAUAGAAGGUGCACUGUCUUAUAUCCUGCUUCAUCAAAAGCUAGUGGUGAGAUUGGUAUGUGCUACUAUAUGCCUGGUUUUUAA
This is a messenger RNA of Fraxinus pennsylvanica, 591 nucleotides long. The record is from the annotation of a GenBank genome assembly. NCBI's taxonomy places the organism in Eukaryota, Viridiplantae, Streptophyta, Magnoliopsida, Lamiales, Oleaceae.